Molecule: messenger RNA, 927 nt
Organism: Octodon degus (degu)
Lineage: Eukaryota; Metazoa; Chordata; Mammalia; Rodentia; Octodontidae
Gene: Crabp2
Product: cellular retinoic acid binding protein 2
Exons: 4
Coding region: 125-541 (138 amino acids)
Biological process (GO): fatty acid transport
Cellular component (GO): cytosol; nucleus
Molecular function (GO): fatty acid binding
Source: RefSeq, a predicted model, not a curated record
GGGUUGGCCGUGUCGUGACUUCUGAGCGUCACCAGCAGACCAGGAGACUCUGUUUCGACUACAAGACUCGGGGCCCAGAGCUCUAGCAGAGGAGUCCAAAGGGACCUCCCCUCCCUCCAUCACCAUGCCCAACUUCUCUGGCAACUGGAAGAUCAUUCGGUCGGAAAACUUUGAGGAUUUGCUCAAAGUGCUGGGUGUGAACAUGAUGUUGAGGAAGAUCGCUGUGGCUGCCGCGUCCAAGCCAGCAGUGGAGAUCAAACAGGAAGGUGACACUUUCUACAUCAAAACCUCCACCACGGUGCGCACCACAGAGAUCAACUUCAAGGUUGGGGAGGAGUUUGAAGAGCAGACCGUGGAUGGGAGACCCUGUAAGAGUUUGGUGAAAUGGGAGAGUGAGAACAAAAUGGUCUGUGAGCAGAGGCUUUUGAAGGGAGAGGGUCCCAAGACCUCCUGGACCAGAGAACUGACCAAUGAUGGAGAGCUGAUUCUGACCAUGACAGCAGAUGAUGUCGUGUGCACCAGGGUCUACAUCCGAGAGUGAGUGGCCGGGGUUCAAGAGCUGCCCAAGCCUGCCACGGCCCCCCCCCCUGCUUCCUGGCCAAGGGCUGCGAACCCUCCCGUGCACCCUCCUCCUAGGUUAGCUCUCUCCUUGCCCCAUCACUUUCAAUGGUUGCUGGGAUGCCUCUUGCAGGGUUUUAAUCCCUUGCCUCCCCCUGUGCCAAGGAUGGAAUGCAAGAGCCCAGGUCCCAGUCUAUCACUCCCCUGCCCAAGCCAGCAGUCCCAGCCUCAGAUGAACCCCAGCUGAGCCUCUUUCCAGGAGGGGGCUGAGGCCUGAAUGAGAAAACUGGCUCUCUGGCUUACACUUCUUGUCCCUAUAGAUUUUGCAGUUUAGAAUAUUUAUUUUUUAAUUUUAUUAAAAUGUUUUAA